GCGCACUCCACCUCUCGGCGUCGGCUCCUUUUCCUGUGUGAGUUGCAUGUCGGGAGCGCGGAAAAAAAAGGCCCGGGUUGCGAGGGGCCCCAUCAGCAAUAUAAGGGAUGGAAAAGUGACUAUUGGAAACAUGUGCGUUUGGAACCAAAGGGAGAAAAGUGGUGUGCUUUUUUCUACCCGGGUGCAAGGGGACUAAGCACACCUACAUUCAAACAUGCCUUCAGCCCAUCUUAAUUCUGCCUCCCACUGGAAUAUGUCCCUUCUUUGCCGUCUGCUUCUCUGGGCAGAGAAAAAGCACUGGGGUGGAUUUGGUGGAUGGGGGAGGAGUUAUUCCCAAGGAAGUAAGCCCGAUCUUAAUAAGCAAGUGGGUAAAAUGGACCAUCUAAAAAAUAAGGAACAAAGACAAAAGCGGUUGUGGAAGAAGAUGGAGGCUAUUGAAGCUCAAAUGGCUGCUGGGCCCAAGGAGUCACACCUACAUUCAAACAUGCGUUCAGCCCAUCUUAAUUCUGCCUUCAACUGGAAUAUGUCCCUUCUUUGCCGUCUGCUUCUCUGGGCAGAGAAAAAGCACUGGGAUGGAUUUGGUGGAUGGAGGAGGAGUUAUUCCCAAGGAAGUAAGCCCGAUCUUAAUAAGCAAGUGGGUAAAAUGGACCAUCUAAAAAAUAAGGAACAAAGACAAAAGCGGUUGUGGAAGAAGAUGGAGGCUAUUGAAGCUCAAAUGGCUGCUGGGCCCAAGGAACCUUCAAAUCAAAACAAGACCCUUUCCUCAAGAAACAUCACGGAAUAUGACAUCCCAACUAUAGCCGGACAGAAAAAAGAUACCUCAGCCCCUUUGCCCGCCUCCUAUAGUCCACGCUAUGUUGAAGCUGCUUGGUAUCCUUGGUGGGUGAAAGAAGGUUUUUUUAAACCAGAAUGCCAGCAACACCUGCCCCACAGGAAGCCAGAAACGUUUUCUAUCUCUCUUCCACCACCUAAUGUCACAGGAUCCCUUCACCUGGGGCAUGCCUUGACUGUGGCUAUUGAAGAUGCUUUGGUACGAUGGAGACGAAUGCAAGGCUAUCGAGUUCUAUGGCUCCCAGGUUCUGAUCAUGCUGGAAUUGCAACUCAGGCGGUGGUAGAAAAAAAGAUCUGGAAAGAACGGGGAGUUUUGCGGCAAGAUCUCUCACGUGAUGAAUUUCUCCAAGAAGUUUGGAAGUGGAUCGAGGAGAAAGGGAAUGAAAUAUUCAAACAGCUGAAAGAGAUGGGAGCAUCUUUGGACUGGGACAGAGCCUGUUUUACUAUGGACUCAAGUUUCUCUCAAGCCGUGACAGAGGCCUUUGUGCAGCUCCACGAACAAGGCCUGAUAUAUCGAGACAGGCGCCUGGUGAACUGGUCUUGCGCCUUGCAGUCGGCCAUUUCUGACAUUGAGGUGGAAAAUAGACAGAUAAAAGGACGGACAAAACUCUCUGUGCCCGGACUUGAGGACAAAGUGCUGUUUGGAAUAUUGGAGACAUUUGCUUACAAAGUAGAAGGAGAGGAAGGCAUGGAACUUCCUGUGUCUACCACCCGUCCCGAGACCAUGUUUGGUGAUGUGGCCGUCGCCAUUCACCCAGAUGACUCGCGCUAUUUGCACUUGCAUGGCAAGAGUGUGUGCCAUCCAUUCACCGGACGUCUCCUUCCUAUCAUUACGGAUCCAGCAGUGGAGCUGCAGAUGGGCACAGGGGCUGUGAAGGUCACUCCAGCACACAACCAUGUUGACUACAAACUGGCCCAGAGGCACAAUUUGCCGCUCAUUUCAGUUAUUGCAGAAAAUGGCACGAUGACCGCAGAAUGUGGAGAAUGGGUGCAGGGACUGCAUCGAUUCCUGGCUCGAGAGAAAGUGUUGGCUGCUUUGAAGGAGAAAGGACUCUAUCGGGGUGCUAAAGACCAUUGUUUAGUCCUUCCUAUUUGCAGCCGCUCUGGAGAUGUGAUUGAAAUCGUCUUGAAGAACCAGUGGUUUGUCCGAAGUGAAGCUAUUGCUCAAAGCGCCUUAGAGGCUGUGGAAUCUGGAUCUUUGAAGCUCAUCCCCCAAUUUUAUGAGAAAAGCUGGAGGACUUGGCUCUUGAGCAUCAAUGACUGGUGUAUUUCUCGACAACUGUGGUGGGGUCAUCAGAUUCCAGCCUAUCGGGUCAUGCUUCCUGGAUCACCUGGCCUAGAAGAGCGGAAGGAGAACGAUGGGUUAUGGGUAGUGGGCAGGACGGAAGCAGAAGCUCGGACAAAGGCAGCUGGCAUGCUGGGAAAAGCUGAAGAGCAGCUGGAGCUGGUGAGAGAUUCUGAUGUCUUGGAUACUUGGUUCUCCUCCAGCCUCUUUCCUUUUGCUGCCUUGGGCUGGCCCCACAAGGUGGAAGAUCUCCAGCAAUUCUUUCCCAACAAUCUUUUGGAAACUGGGAGUGACCUUCUGUUCUUUUGGGUCGCCCGGAUGGUGAUGCUGGGAAAACAACUAACUGGAGAACUGCCUUUCUCUCAGGUGUUCCUUCACUCCCUAAUCCAUGAUGCUCAUGGCAGGAAAAUGAGCAAAUCUCUUGGGAACGUGAUUGACCCUUUGGAUGUUAUUCAUGGGGCCUCUUUGCAGGUCCUACAGCAGAAGCUAAAGGACAGCACUGUGAGUCCACGAGAGCUUGUCAUUGGUUCAGAAGGCCUGCUGCAGAAUUUUCCUCAAGGAAUUGCUGAAAGUGGCUCUGAUGCUCUAAGGUUUGCUCUCUGCCGUUACGAUGCCCACGGCACCAGUAUUAAUCUAGACAUGGCGGACAUGGAAAAAGCCUCCCAUUUCUGUAAUAAGGUGUGGAAUGCCCUAAAGUUCACUUUUGCAGCUUUGGGAGAAGAGUUUGCCCCACUGGAUCCAGAGCAGCACUCCAUCACUAAUGUGUUGCCUCUCUCUUCCAAGGAAUCUGUUAAGCCCAUCCUGAGGAGUGGAGAUCCAGUUCGUCUUUUGUCUACUCGGCAGACUUUGUACAGUUGUGUAGACCUGGCUCUGCGCCUCCUGUCUCCCUUCAUGCCUUUUGUCACUGAGGAGCUGUGGCAGCGGCUUCCCAAGACAGACCUGGAGACAUCUCCUAGUAUCUGUGUGGCCAGGUAUCCAAGCCCUGAACGUCUGAGACAUUGGUGUAAUCCCGAGGAAGAGGCUAACUUCUUGUUAGUGCAGCAAAUUAUCCAAGUGAUACGCUCCAUGAGGGCAACUUACCAGCUGACCAAAGCUCGACCAACAGUGUAUCUGGCUUGCUCAGAAACAGCCCCCUGGGCUGCCUAUGAGAAAUAUCAGGAGCCAUUACAGACAUUGUCUUUCUCUGGAUCUGUGAAUCUUCUCCCCAAUUCUGAGGAAAUGGAGCUACCUCUGAAUUGCCUGGCUGUGAAAGCCAAUGGUCAUACUAGCGUUUACAUGGAUCUGCAGGAUUUGGUGGAUCCUCACAAAGAACUCCUCAAACUGACAUCUCGGCAACAGAAAUUGAAGCAACAGCUGGCAAACCUCACAGAAAAACUUCAGAAGCAAAACUCCUUAAAAGCCAAAAUGAAUCACGAGCAAAAGAUUUCCUUGCUUCGUUCAGAGCUGCAGCACAUAGAACAAGCGUUUGCCACUUUUCAGAAAAUGGCCAAAUAGCAGGAUGCUCAACUGACUAAGGAGACCUAGUGGAUUUACCCUGUUCCAGAUAGCAGAAUUAACUCCAAGGCAGAGGAUGUUGAGCUUUAGGGCAGAUCCUGGAAGGUUCACCAGAGUUUAGGCAUCACCUUCUAUGGUGGGAAUUGAUUUUAGAGUUAUUACUCAGGAUUUGUUGGCACCAGCUCAAUUUUAGAAGCAUCAGUAAUGAUGGCGGCUGAAAAAAAUAUUAGACCCAUCAUGGUGGCAUCUGCCAUGAAACCUCUCUUCCAUAUGAAUGAUUUGCUUAGAAAUUGUUGGGGCAAGGAUAUGAAUGUCUGAAAUAUGUCAUGGUUUAUUGCUCUAAUUCUUUAAUAAAGAGGAAAUGGGCAUUGUAUUUUCCCCCUAAGGAUAAUUUCCUUUCCAUUAGCAGGGAUCAUCAAAAGGGUAAUAUUUUUGGUCCUUUUGACUACGCAGUUCAGAUUGCUUCACUUGGCUUGUAGUAUAAUAUUGUUUGGUACCCUAAUAAAAUAUUUAUCUUUUUAAAACUUG
Messenger RNA from Ahaetulla prasina, 4138 nucleotides. It is a transcript of the gene VARS2, whose product is annotated as valyl-tRNA synthetase 2, mitochondrial. Gene Ontology annotation, cellular component: cytosol. Gene Ontology annotation, molecular function: aminoacyl-tRNA deacylase activity; valine-tRNA ligase activity; ATP binding. The transcript is spliced from 31 exons. Lineage: Eukaryota; Metazoa; Chordata; Lepidosauria; Squamata; Colubridae. Gene Ontology annotation, biological process: valyl-tRNA aminoacylation. Bases 215 to 3610 code for a protein of 1131 amino acids. The record is from RefSeq and is a predicted model, not a curated record.